AGCUCAUACAGUACGCUACAGCAAAAAGUAAACUACCAAGACCAAGCGACGGAACCCGGAGACACAGCUUCACCGGAAACGACCAUACAAAGCCCUUUCUCACUCACCCCCCAACAUUUUUGAUAUCGUCACCUGUCAAAUUAUACCAACCCGUCCACGCAGAACAACCAAAAAACAAGGGACCAACUCCCGCUCUCCGCAUACUAAAUAUAACCACAAAUACCCAAUCCACCUCCCCACGUCAAUGGCCUGCGACAACCAUUAAUCUCCGUGUCACAGGCGUGCUGCGUGGGAGUCUUCCCCGCACACCGAGGCACGAGACAGGGCAUCCUCCUCUUCCAACCACUCCUCCUCGCCCACGACGACGAGGCCGCUCAGCUGCGCAUCUCCUCCAGCAGCAGCAGCAGUGCUGCACCCCGCUACUCCAUCCACCUCCACCAUGCCUCACGAUCACGACCGCCCCAGCACGCCUACACCGAUCGGGUCCCACGAGUCCUUCGUCUCCCCCCUCCCCGAGCACUUCCCCCGCGCCUCGGCGCCAUCACGCAGAGACACCACCGCUGCCGAUGACGACCACGUCCCCGCCACAGCCUGGGACCGGUUCAUCACGGACCGGUCGGACUCGGCGUUCCAUGCGUUUGCGGGCGCGACGGGCGGCUUCAUGUCGGGAAUCGUGACGUGUCCGCUCGAUGUGAUCAAGACGAAGCUGCAGGCGCAGGGCGGGUUCCGCGCGGCGCAGGCGAGGCUGAAGGUCCCGCAGAAGGCGGCGGUGUAUAAUGGGAUGUUGGGGACGGGGAAGGUGAUUCUGACGGAGGAGGGGAUGAGGGGGUUGUAUAGAGGGUUGGGGCCGAUUAUUUUGGGGUAUUUGCCUACGUGGGCUGUGUGGUUUACGGUGUAUGGGAAGGCGAAGGCGUAUAUUUCCACUACAGACAGUUCAGAGUUCGUAACUAAUUUUUGGUCCUCGAUCAUCGCGGGGUCGUGCUCAACGCUCUGCACAAACCCCAUCUGGGUCGUCAAGACCCGGUUGAUGUCACAAGUAAGCGCGACCUCGUCAUCGCACGACUCGCGGCCCCCCUGGCACUACGACAACACCUUCGACGCCUUCCGCAAGAUGUACAAGACCGAAGGCAUCCUCUCCUUCUACUCGGGCCUCACCCCCGCCCUCCUCGGCCUCACCCACGUCGCUGUCCAGUUCCCCGCCUACGAGUUUCUAAAGAAGAAAUUCACCGGCCAAGGCAUGGGCGUCCAUCAUGAUGGAGAGAAGAAAUCCCAGUGGAUAGGCAUCCUCUCCGCUAGUGUACUGAGCAAGAUCAUGGCUAGCUCCGCUACGUACCCGCACGAGGUAAUCCGGACGCGGCUGCAGACCCAGCGGAAACUCGCUCCGGGACCCUCAACGGAAUAUGCUCCCUUCAAACCCCUCACUGCGGAAGGCCCGGCGAAUCCGGUCGCGGCGGUGAAGAAUGCCCUACCCCGUUACAAGGGCAUCGUGACGACGGCCAAGACGAUCCUGAGAGAAGAGGGAUGGCGCGCGUUUUACGCGGGGAUGGGCACGAAUAUGAUGCGUGCCGUCCCUGCUGCUACGACGACGAUGUUGACAUACGAGUAUGUGAUGAGCCAUCUCGUGAAGACGCGCUCGGAGGCGCAGAGGAAAUCGGCGAUAUGAAAGAUUUUUUUGACCACAGCGGGACAGGAUCUGGGACAUACAAUACCGGGGAAGUAUGGAUGGGACACAUGUAGAUAUCUAAAGGGGAUAUGGGGGGAGAUUCGAUACACAUACGGCGUGGCGAGGGCCUAUUUUCGGGCGGGCUAUGACCAGCGGUUUUGGCGUUCAUUCCACUCUUGCAUGUAGCGACGGGUGGUGAGGUGGAUGUGUGGUCCUGCUUAAACGCUUAAACACGAUCCGGGGAGGAGUGGGGAUACAAAUAGGCAGCAGCAGCAGCGCAUUUGGUUUGGGCUGCUGCUGCUAGAGGGUGGAAUAUCUGUGUGUGUGAUGUGCUAAGGGGACCAAGUUUGUAUAUAUAGAAAGUUCUCCAAGAAAUAAAAAUAAAAAAUAAAAAUA
Pseudogymnoascus verrucosus is the source of this 2059-nucleotide messenger RNA. RefSeq lists its product as uncharacterized. NCBI's taxonomy places the organism in Eukaryota, Fungi, Ascomycota, Leotiomycetes, Thelebolales, Thelebolaceae. Gene Ontology annotation, biological process: pyrimidine nucleotide import into mitochondrion. The record is from RefSeq and is a predicted model, not a curated record. Gene Ontology annotation, molecular function: pyrimidine nucleotide transmembrane transporter activity. Gene Ontology annotation, cellular component: mitochondrion. The transcript has 2 exons. The coding region runs from base 440 to 1663 and encodes 407 amino acids.